CAAUUGUACCUCGGCAUUGACGCAACGUCAGCUAAACCUGGGGUGUCGUCCAAAUCAAACCCUCUUCAUCUACGAUCAUGUCAAUGUCUCGCUCUACACAGAACCGGAGCUUCCACCUUAACAUGCGAUAACCGGGAAGAGCUGAAGGGCACCAUCGUCAACUGUCGAUUCUAGCUCGAAAAGAAACACAACUAUCACAAUGGCGGGUCGCGUGCGGCAUCCCAUCGACGUCAGUGCUUUGGAGAAGUACAUCGCCGAACAAGUGCCCGAGAUCAAGGUGCCACUGGAAGUGACGCAGUUCGGCUUCGGCCAGUCCAACCCGACCUACCAACUCACCUCCCCAUCCGGCGACCGCUACGUCCUCCGCAAAAAGCCCCCGGGCAAGCUCCUCUCCAAAGCGGCGCACAAAGUCGAGCGCGAAUACCGUAUCAUCGCGGCCCUAGGCCCGACCUCAGUGCCCGUCCCUAAAGCAUACUGCCUCUGCGAAGACGCCUCCAUCAUCGGCACUCCCUUCUAUAUCAUGUCCUUUCUUGACGGCCGCAUCAUCGUCGACCCCUCUAUGCCGGACUCGCCGCCCCAAGAGCGCGAAGCCCUCUACAAAGCCGCGACCACGACCCUGGCCAAAUUACACAGUGUCGAUUUUCGGUCCGUGGGCUUGUCCUCUUUCGGCAAACCCUCGGGCUUCUACGACCGCCAGCUCGCGACGUGGCGGCAAAUCUGCGACGCGCAAGCCGGGACCGUCGAUGUGGAAACAGGGAAACCCGUUGGUGCGAUCCCACAUACGGACGAGUUACUCGAAUUCUUCAACGACGAAAGGCUUCGACCUGUAGACCGCGGCACCCUCAUCCACGGCGACUACAAAAUCGACAACCUCGUCUUCCACGCCGUUGAACCUCGCGUAAUCGGCAUACUCGACUGGGAAAUGAGCACCGUGGGCCAUCCCUUGUCCGACCUGGCCAACAUGAUGAACCCCUUUUACACAAGCUCUAUGCCCCGUCAACCGGGCCAGCCCGACGUCGGGAAACCUUUUCGUCCAGGAGCCACUUCGGGGUUGCCCACGCCCGAAAAGAUCAUGGCGUGGUAUCGCGACGAGGCGGGUUGGGACCCGGUACCCGAGAUGAAUUGGGCUGUGGCUUUUAGUGUUUUCCGAUCAUCGGCCAUUUGCCAGGGCAUUGCGGCGAGGGUGGCGACGAGGCAGGCCAGUAGUGAGCAGGCGAGGCAGUAUGGAGAUAUGAUUGGGCCGUAUGGGGAGUUUGCGUGGUCUUUGGUUGAGAAGGUAAGGGAGAAGGGGAGCAUAUCUGCGAAAUUGUAAAAUGUAGCAAGUUUAUCAGUAAAAGGGGUUUACACGUUGAGGAACUGUUAUGAUUUCGCGGUUGAAAGCUGUAGUAUCUGGCCCACUUGAACUUGGCGGGAAUGACUGUCUUUGAACCUACAAAGGUCUAGUGAUAGUGGGAUUUCAUACCUUAGACGUUGGGCAAUGCCACACUUCACCCAGCAUUAGGCAACUGGCAAAAGCA
Molecule: messenger RNA, 1517 nt
Organism: Pseudomassariella vexata
Lineage: Eukaryota; Fungi; Ascomycota; Sordariomycetes; Amphisphaeriales; Pseudomassariaceae
Product: phosphotransferase enzyme family protein
Exons: 2
Coding region: 200-1312 (370 amino acids)
Source: RefSeq, a predicted model, not a curated record